GUUUCAUCGAAGCAAGUGACACAAGAAUCACAUAUCCCCCCUCACCAUUUCAGCUCGGAAGGUACACUACACUGCUGUGGUAAUGGGCUCAAUGGGAGGAGUCGCAGUCGGAGUGGCCGACGAGAAGCCACACGCCGUGUGCUUGCCGUACCCGGCGCAGGGGCACAUCACCCCGAUGCUCAACGUCGCCAAGCUGCUCCACGCCCGCGGCUUCCACGUCACCUUCGUCAACUCCGAGUACAACCACGCUCGCCUCGUCCGCACGCGGGGCGCCGCCGCGCUGGCCGGCGUCCCAGGCUUCCGCUUUGCCACCAUCCCCGACGGAAUGCCGUCCAUCGACGACAAUGACGACGACGUCACGCAGGACAUUCCGGCGCUAUGCAAGUCCACCACGGAGACCUGCCUCGAGCCUUUCCGCCGCCUCCUCGCUGACAUCAAUGGCUCGGCCUCCGCGGAGGGACACCCACCCGUGACCUGCGUGGUCUCGGACGUCAUCAUGGGUUUCUCCAUGGACGCCGCCAAGGAGCUUGGCCUCCCCUACGUCCAGCUCUGGACAGCCAGCGCCGUCAGCUACCUCGCGUACCACCACUACCGCCUCCUCAUCCACCGUGCCAUUUUCCCACUUAAAGAUGUCAAGCAGCUGACGGAUGGAUACCUCAACACGCCGGUCGAGGACGUGCCGGGGCUGAGGAGCAUGAGGCUAAGGGACUUCCCGAGCUUCAUACGCUCCAUGGACCCAGAUGAGUUCAUGGUGAGGUACGCCAUCAAGGAGACGGCGCGCACGGCCAGCGCGUCCGCCGUGAUCAUCAACAGCUUCGCCGACCUCGAGGGCCAAGAGGUGGAUGCCAUGGAGACGCUCCUCGGCCUGCCCAAGGUCUACAUGCUCGGCCCUCUCCCUCUUGUCGCCACCGCGCCGCACUCGACGGCCAUCAUCAGCGGCCUCAGCCUGUGGAAGGAGCAGGAGGAGUGCCUGCAGUGGCUCCACGGCAAGGACCCCGGCUCUGUCGUGUACGUGAACUUUGGGAGCAUCGUCGUCAUGACCAACGAGCAGCUGGUAGAGUUCGCGUGGGGGCUGGCCAACAGCGGCAGGGAGUUCAUUUGGAUCAUCCGUCGUGACCUCGUCAAGGGCGAUGCCGCGGUGCUUCCCCCGGAAUUCCUAGCGGCGACAGCGGAGCGCGGGUUCAUGGCUUCCUGGUGCCCGCAGCAGGAAGUGCUGAACCACCCGGCGGUCGGCGCUUUCCUGACGCACAGCGGCUGGAACUCAGCGCUGGAGAGCAUCUGCGGCGGCGUGCCGGUCCUCAGCUGGCCCUUCUUUGCGGACCAGCAGACCAACUGCCACUACCAGUGUAACGAGUGGGGCGUCGGCAUGGAGAUCGACAGCAACGUUCAGCGCGACGAGGUCUCCGGCCUUAUCACGGAACUCAUGGAGGGAGAGAAGGGUAAGGCCAUGAGGAAGAGGGCGGAGGAAUGGCGUGAGAAGGCGGCCAUGGCCGCGAAACCAGACGGUUCGGCCCACCGUAAUUUUGACGAGUUGGUCCGUGAUGUGCUCCUGGCCAAGCACUAGAUCUUU
Molecule: messenger RNA, 1570 nt
Organism: Lolium rigidum
Lineage: Eukaryota; Viridiplantae; Streptophyta; Magnoliopsida; Poales; Poaceae
Product: 7-deoxyloganetin glucosyltransferase-like
Exons: 2
Coding region: 83-1564 (493 amino acids)
Molecular function (GO): UDP-glycosyltransferase activity
Source: RefSeq, a predicted model, not a curated record